Messenger RNA from Zophobas morio, 1945 nucleotides. Its product is annotated as monocarboxylate transporter 3-like. The record is from RefSeq and is a predicted model, not a curated record. Gene Ontology annotation, biological process: transmembrane transport; monocarboxylic acid transport. Lineage: Eukaryota; Metazoa; Arthropoda; Insecta; Coleoptera; Tenebrionidae. The transcript is spliced from 6 exons. Gene Ontology annotation, cellular component: membrane. The coding region runs from base 206 to 1945 and encodes 579 amino acids. Gene Ontology annotation, molecular function: monocarboxylic acid transmembrane transporter activity.
AUCAAAGGUUGCUCUUAGUGAAGAAUAUAUAGAUACAUAUCUAACAAUACCACCCGACGGAGGGUGGGGAUGGAUUGUGGUAGUUACUUCAUUCUUUUGCAAUUUUGUUGUUGAUGGGGCAAUUUACACAUUCGGCCUUUUUUUAAAUGAUAUCAGUAAAGCAUUCAAUACCCUACCGACAAAUAUAGCAAUCGCUAGUUCUUUAAUGGUUGGCUUUUAUUAUUUAUCAGGUCCCGUCUCAUGUGCACUUGUAAAUCGUUUAGGAUUUCAAGUGACAGGAGUUAUAGGUGGAAUCAUCGCUGCUGGCGCUUUCUGCUUCAGUACGUUCACUACCUCUUUUUACACAUUUUUGAUAGUUUUUGGAGUUAUUGGGGGUUGUGGCUUUGGUCUGGUAUAUGUACCGUCGAUUAUAGUAAUUGGAUUUUACUUCGAAAGAUGGAGGGCUUUGGCCACUUCAUUGGCUGUAACAGGCUCGGCCGUUGGAAUUAUAGGCUUUCCCUUUAUUAUAGAAGGUAUUUUGGCGAACUACGACUGGAAAUCAAAAUUUCAUGUUAUAGCAGGCAUUUGCGUAGUAGUUAGUGCAGUGGCACUUUUUUAUCGACCUUUAAAACCAACACGUGUCUUAACUAACAAGGAUAAAUCAAUUGUUCAAGUUCUCUCGAUUGGAGAUGGAAGUGUAUACUUUCAGGAAGUCGAAGACAAAGGGAGUGAAAGGAUAGGAUUUUUUCGGUCUAGUGCUUCAUCCAUUUUCAUGACUAGUACUGCUGAAGGAAGCACAUCCACCUUUCUCAAAAGUACUGCCUCGAAAACUGCCGAAACUCGCUCAGAGAGAUUGGAUAAAACAAGUAAACUCAGUACUGUGCUCGAAGUCGAAAACGCUCGAAGUAGAAAGUGUUUUUAUAGACUUUGUUGUCGGUUUAAAUGUUGCAGAGUUUGUUGUGACGCAGAAGUUCCAAACAGACCAAUGUACAGAGACGAUAUUUUUUAUGGAGCAUCGCUUUUCACCUUAUCCGAGUACGCUCAAUCGAAGGCUUCACACCUAAGCAAAGCGAAAAGUAUGGAUUAUACAAUGUCUGUAACAAGAGUUGACUUGUUAAAAGAAACACGAAAUGAACAAGUUUUUUGUAAAUGUUGUCCGGAGUCUAUUGUUAGAACAUUAACAACCAUGAUGAAUUUACAAUUGUUGAAAUCUCCGUCAUUUUCUGUACUUAUCCUUAGUGGUUUUUUGUAUAUAUUAGGCUUGUAUUCUCCUUUUAUCUAUAUCAUCGAACGAGCGGAUGAAGUCGGUGUGGAAAAAAGCCAGUCAACUUUUUUCUAUACUGCUUUGGGAAUUUCAAACAUCUUCGGACGUAUUUUAAGCGGAAUAGCUUCAACACAUCCUAAAGCUAAGCCUUUGGAAAUAUCUUAUGUGACGUUGUUCAUUUGUGGAAUAUCAAGUAUUUGUUCUGCCUUUUUCAAAAAUUUAAUAGCACAUUUUGGCUACUGCAUCAUAUUUGGAUUAACAAUGGCGACUUUUACAUGUUUGAGAACUCCAAUACUGGUAGACCUGUUAGGAUUAGAAAACUUGACAAAUGCCUUCGGGAUAGUGUUAUUAUUUAAUGGUAUUGCUGGAUUUUUGGGAGUGCCACUCACCGGAAUGAUUGUAACAGCAACCGCUACUUUUAAUUCCAGUUUUAUUUUUGCGGGAAGUGUCCUAACUCUUGCUGGAAUUUUACUUUUGUUUGUAAAGAUGUUAUCUCAAAAAGAAAAGAAAGCAGCUGCAAACUUUACAGAUUACGUGGUGGCUAUAGGUGAUACAGUCACAGCAAAGAAUGUUAUUUUUGCUUCUCUUAUGUCUAAUGAACGCAUAUCCAUUUAUUUGAGUGAUCUUUCGUAUGUGGACCAGAUUAAUUUCGAGAAUUCAGCUAUCACUAUUCAAGAUAAACAAAUCGCGGGCGUCGAUUAA